Messenger RNA from Staurois parvus, 2268 nucleotides. The record is from the annotation of a GenBank genome assembly. Lineage: Eukaryota; Metazoa; Chordata; Amphibia; Anura; Ranidae.
ACUGCUGCACAUGUUGUUACUUGCUGUAUAGUUAUUAAUCUGCUUGUUGAACGUUUCUACUUGUCAGGAAAGAACUGGGACCUCACAGCUGCUCUAAGUGAUUAUGAACAACUACGGCAGGUGCACACGGCAAAUUUGCCUCAAGUGUUUAAUGAAGGCAAAUACUAUAAGCAGCAGGACAGAGAAAUCACCCAGCAUAUCAACAAGAUCGACAGACCAAACCUCCAAAGACAGGAUGAUAUCGCUCAAGAAAAAAGACUUUCGAGAGGCAUAUCACAUGCCAGCUCAGCCAUUGUGUCUCUGGCUCGCCUGCAUGUGGCCAAUGAAUGCAGCAGUGAUCCCUUUCCCCUAGAGAUGCCCAUUUAUACAUUCCAACUACCAGACCUCAGUGUUUACAGCGAGGACUUCAGAGUCUUCAUAGAAAGAGAUUUAAUUGAACAGUCCACAAUGGUGGCUUUGGAACAGGCAGGGAGGCUGAACUGGUGGUCUACAACAUGCUCAAGUUGCAAACGUCUUCUGCCUUUAGCAACAACUGGAGAUGGAAACUGUCUACUUCAUGCUGCCUCUUUAGGGAUGUGGGGAUUUCAUGACCGAGACCUUGUUCUAAGGAAAGCUCUUUAUACCAUGAUGAGAAGUGGAGCAGAGAGGGAGGCACUGAAGAGGAGAUGGAGGUGGCAGCAGACGCAGCAAAACAAGGAGUCUGGACUGGUUUACACAGAGGAUGAAUGGGAGAGAGAGUGGAAUGAGCUUCUCAAACUGGCAUCUAGUGAGCCUCGGACACACUUCAGCAAGAAUGGAGGCUCUGGUGGUGGAGUGGAGAAUGCUGAGGAUCCAGUGUAUGAAAGUUUAGAAGAAUUCCAUGUCUUUGUCCUGGCUCAUAUACUAAGAAGACCAAUAGUUGUUGUGGCCGAUACGAUGCUGCGUGACUCUGGAGGAGAAGCCUUUGCACCUAUCCCAUUUGGUGGAAUUUAUUUACCCCUUGAAGUCCCUCCUAAUAGAUGUCACUGCUCACCACUGGUCCUGGCCUAUGAUCAAGCUCACUUUUCAGCACUGGUGUCCAUGGAGCAGAAAGAUCAACAACGUGAACAAGCGGUUAUUCCAUUAACAGACUCUGAACACCGGCUUCUCCCCUUGCACUUUGCUGUUGAUCCUGGAAAGGACUGGGAAUGGGGAAAGGAUGAUAAUGACAACAUUAAACUGGCCAGUUUGAUUCUGUCCCUGGAGGCUAAACUGAACCUUCUGCACAGCUACAUGAAUGUAACCUGGAUACGCAUACCCUCUGAGACACGGGCUCCUCUGGCCCAACCAGAAUCUCCCACAGCGUCUGCAGGAGAAGACGUGCAGUCAUUGGCUGACUCUGUUGAAUCGGAUCGUGAGUCGGUCUGUAGUAAUUCCAACGUUAACAAUGGAAAAAAUGGGAAAGAAAAGGAAAAACAAAGGAAAGAAAAGGAAAAAAAUAGAACUGAUUCUGUGGCAAACAAACUGGGAAGCCUCAGUAAAACAUUAGGUAUAAAGCUUAAAAAGAACAUGGGAGGUCUUGGCGGCCUAGUGCAUGGAAAGAUUAACAGAGCUAAUUCAAGCAAUGGAAAAAAUGGAGAUUCCACUGAAAAGACGAAGAAGUCAAAAUCUCGAAAAAAAAAAACGACCCCAUCACCCACAGAUAAAGCUAGCAUCUCUCCCAUUGAAAAACUCACAAACAAAUCACUAUUAGAUAAUAAGUCAGACCCUUGGAAGUACAGCACAGAUGUUAAACUCAGCCUUAAUAUAUUGAGAGCUGCCAUGCAAGGGGAGCGCAAGUUUAUUUUUGCAGGUCUCCUCCUAACCAGUCAUCGGCAUCAAUUUCAUGAGGAGAUGAUUGGUUUUUAUUUGACCAGUGCCCAGGAAAGGUUUAACGCUGAGCAGGAGCAGAAGAGGAAGGAAGCUGAAAAGAAAGCUGUCCUCAAUGGGUCAUCUUGUAGGAAACUAGACCAGGAGGGAUUUGUCAAAGAAAAGCUGGACACAUCUCCUCAGGACAGGGCUUCUCCAGUCUUGCCUCAAAACCAUACCACGCCACUAGUUCUAAAAUUAAAGGAUCGAUCUAGCCCUACACACCUGCAUCUUAUCCCUCACCCAGCAAUGGUGCUAAGAAAAGUGGUCCUGUACCAGUAUCUGCUCAUUAUAGCCAUACACCACCAGUCCAAAGGCAGAGUGUUAUCCAUCUACAUGAUGUCAGCUCCAAGUCAUCCAGCUUCCAAGAUGAUCCUUACAAGCCAUUGGUUGGCUCAUUAA